GCGCACUCAAAGAAAUUUUACUUUCAAUCUAUCUUCUCAGAUCUUAUAACCAACAAAAAUAAUGUUAAAUCAUCUUCAAAGGCACCUGACUACUUGCGCAAACCCGGUUUUAACCAAAGAUGAGCAAGAAGUCGACGAAAAAAUGGUGAGCUUACAAGCGGAGAGUAUAGUUAACACCAUGGCUUUCCCCAUGGUUCUCAAAGCUGCCUUGGAGCUUGGGGUCAUCGACACAGUCGCUGCAGCAGGCAACGGCGUGUGGCUCUCACCGUUUGAGAUAUCCCGUAGUCUCCCAACCAAACCUACCAACCUGGAGGCGCCAGUGUUGCUGGACCGAAUGUUGCGUUUACUCGUCAGCCACUCAGUUUUAAAGUGCCGUAUGGUUGAAAAUAACGCUAACGGUCGAACCGGAAAGAUGGAGUGGGUAUAUGCAGCCGAGCCGGUUUGCAAGUAUUUCUUGAAAGAUAAUGACGGUUCUGGUUCUCUCGCUUCUCUGUUUAUGUUGACCCAUAGCGAAGUAGUUUUCAAGACUUGGACAAAUCUUAAAGAUGUGAUACUAGAAGGAAGAGAUGCAUUCAGUUCUGCCCAUGGCAUGAAACUUUUUGAAUACAUUAAUUCGGAUGGACAAUUUGCUAAAGUGUUUGAUCGUGCCAUGUCAGAACCUUCCACAAUGAUUAUGAAGAAGGUUCUGGAAGUGUACAGAGGAUUUGAAGAUGUAAACACUUUGGUGGAUGUUGGAGGAGGAAGUGGAACUACAUUAGGUCUAGUCACUUCCAAGUAUCCUCAUAUUAAGGGUGUUAAUUUCGACCUACCUCAGGUUUUAACCAAUGCUCCGUUUUAUCCAGGAGUGGAGCAUGUCUCUGGAGACAUGUUUAUAAAUAUUCCAAAAGGAGAUGCAGUCUUUAUGAAAUUGAUACUUCAUGAUUGGACGGACGAAGAUUGUAUAAAGCUUCUAAAAAAUUGUUGGAAGAGUCUACCGGAAAAAGGAAAAGUGAUAGUUGUAGAUAUGAUUACACCAACAGACCCAAAGGGUGGUGACCUUUUCUCUAAGACUGUGUUUGCUAUGGACAUGUCGAUGCUAACACAAUGUUCGGGCGGUAAAGAGAGAUCGUUUUUACAGUUCGAGAAUUUAGCAUUUGGUUCAGGUUUUCUUCAAUGUGAAAUUAUUUGUCGUGCCUAUUCAUAUUCUGUUAUCGAAUUCCACAAAUAGAUUUAGAAUUUACGAAAACAAAAUAAUGAUUGGUUUGGUUAAUGUAAAAUUACGGGCUAAAAACCUGGUUAUUAUAUAUGUGUGUGUGUGUGUAUGUUUGUAUGGAGAAUGAAUAAACUGUGAGAUUACAAAAGGA
Brassica oleracea var. oleracea is the source of this 1343-nucleotide messenger RNA. RefSeq names its product caffeic acid 3-O-methyltransferase-like. NCBI's taxonomy places the organism in Eukaryota, Viridiplantae, Streptophyta, Magnoliopsida, Brassicales, Brassicaceae. The transcript is spliced from 4 exons. The record is from RefSeq and is a predicted model, not a curated record. Gene Ontology annotation, molecular function: S-adenosylmethionine-dependent methyltransferase activity; protein dimerization activity; O-methyltransferase activity. Gene Ontology annotation, biological process: methylation. The coding region runs from base 62 to 1207 and encodes 381 amino acids.